AGAGCCCGACCCGAUUUCCCUGCUGCUCCCCUUGUGACCUGACGCUGACAGAGGCAAAAAUCUGCUAACUCAGGGGGCAGACUCAACCAGGGCUGCGAGUAGACCUGGGGAAUGACCCCCCGAUCUCCAAACAGUGCCUUCCGUGGCCGCACGGCUGCCUCAAGCUGUCUCUGUCUUGGUUCCUGGCCCUGGCUCUGUCCUUCUCUGGCAUCACCCCUCCCUGUUCCACAUGGGCCCUCUGUCUCCUACCAGGACGAUGCGGCUCUGGGGGCCUCGGAACCUGGGGGUGGCUCUGGGAGUCUUCAUGACCAUUGGAUUUGCCCUCCAGUUCUGGGGGGGACCCUUCCAGAGGAGGCCAACUGAGCUGCAGCUCCGACAGCCCUGGGCCAUAGCCCCUCGACCAGCUGUUCCGUCCUGCCCACCCCGGCAGCACCUCGUGUUCCUGAAGACGCAUAAAUCCGGGAGCAGCUCUGUGCUGAGCUUGCUUCAUCGCUAUGGGGACCGGCACGGGCUGCGCUUUGCCCUUCCCGCCCGCUACCAGUUCGGCUACCCAAGGCUUUUCCAGGCCUCUCGGGUCAAAGGCUACCACCCACAGGGUGGCGGCACCCAGCUCCCCUUCCACAUCCUCUGUCACCACAUGAGGUUCAACCUGAAAGAGGUACUUCAGGUCAUGCCUUCCGACAGCUUCUUCUUUUCCAUUGUCCGAGACCCGGCAGCUCUGGCCCGCUCUGCCUUCUCCUACUAUAAAUCCACCUCAUCGGCCUUCCGCAAGGCACCAUCCUUGGCUGCCUUCCUGGCCAAUCCUCGAGCCUUCUACCGGCCUGGGGCCCGUGGGGACCACUAUGCCCGAAACUUAUUAUGGUUUGAUUUUGGCCUCCCCUUCCCCCCAGAGAUGAGGGCCAAAAGAGGUAAUUCUCACCCCCCCAGGGACCCCAAACCCCCACAGCUGCAUGUCUUGCCUUCUGGCACUGGCCCUCGAGCCCCCACCCUAGGUCCCAAUGCUCUCUUCCAUCCUGUUUUCACUGUUGCUGGUGAUCAUGGCCAGACAUCCAGUCCUGCCUCUUUAGAUUUGGGGUCUUCGUCCUUCAUCCAGUGGGGCCUGGCCUGGCUGGAUUCCAUCUUUGACCUGGUUUUGGUGGCCGAGUACUUUGAUGAGUCAUUAGUUCUGCUGGCAGAUGCCCUGUGCUGGGGUCUGGAUGACGUAGUGGGCUUCAUGCACAAUGCCCAGGCUGGAGGGGAGCAGGGCCUCAGAGCUGUUGGUAAUGGUGGACUGACUGCUGAGGAUCGGCAGCUGACUGCACGGGCCCGAGCCUGGAACAACUUGGACUGGGCUCUCUAUGUCCACUUCAACCGCAGUCUGUGGGCACGGAUAGAGCAAUAUGGACAGAGCCGGCUGGAGAGUGCUGUGGCCGAGCUCCGGGCUCGCCGGGUGGCCAUGGCUAAACGUUGUCUGGUAGGGGGUGAGGCUUCAGACCCUAAAUACAUCAGUGACCGUCGGUUCCGCCCCUUCCAGUUUGGGUCAUCUAAGGUUUUGGGUUACAUACUUCGGAGUGGACUGAGCCCCCAAGACCAGGAGGAGUGUGAACGCCUGGCUACCCCUGAGCUACAAUACAAGGACAAGCUGGAUGCCAAGCAAUUCCCCCCUACAGUCUCACUGCCCCUCAAGACUUCUAGGCUACUCUCCCCAUAGGCAUCAGGCUACAGAUUUAGGCUGAAGAGCAGCUAAGUUAGAAGGGCGCAUGUGAUGAGUGCGGGUCAGCCAGAUUUGAUUUCUGCUUCCCUCGAAGGGAUGGAACUGCCCGGAUGCAGGCCCCAAUUAGUCUUUCUGGCUUUUGCCUCGGAGUCCCAGUCGUUGGGCUCCCAGUAGCGCCUCCCUCCCCACCCAUUUUGCCCCUUCCCCUUUCCAGACCCAAGGCAGGUCCGUGCAGGGCUCUCCAGAGCUCCCUGGAGGAGCAAAACAUGGAGUGAGCAAGAGAAAGUUUGGGACCCGGUGAGUUAGAAUGAUACGUCCAUUUCUCUACGAAAUAUGUUAUUGGGCUAUACUUAUUUCCCUAUGAAAUGUUUGUUGAACAAAUAAAUAAUUUGAAACUUC
Molecule: messenger RNA, 2092 nt
Organism: Galeopterus variegatus (Sunda flying lemur)
Lineage: Eukaryota; Metazoa; Chordata; Mammalia; Dermoptera; Cynocephalidae
Gene: GAL3ST4
Product: galactose-3-O-sulfotransferase 4
Exons: 4
Coding region: 230-1690 (486 amino acids)
Biological process (GO): glycolipid biosynthetic process
Cellular component (GO): membrane
Molecular function (GO): galactosylceramide sulfotransferase activity
Source: RefSeq, a predicted model, not a curated record